Molecule: messenger RNA, 2422 nt
Organism: Magallana angulata
Lineage: Eukaryota; Metazoa; Mollusca; Bivalvia; Ostreida; Ostreidae
Product: regulator of MON1-CCZ1 complex-like
Exons: 22
Coding region: 87-2054 (655 amino acids)
Biological process (GO): regulation of autophagy
Cellular component (GO): late endosome membrane; Mon1-Ccz1 complex; lysosomal membrane
Molecular function (GO): protein binding
Source: RefSeq, a predicted model, not a curated record
AUUUCGCCCCUUUCUUCACAUAUUGUUUACUCUGCUACCGUUAAACUUCAGAUACAAAUUAUGUAGCGAAAGAACACAAAUUUGCAAUGGCAGACGAGGAGGGAAGCUUUUAUAUCGAACUCUGUAAAAAUCCCAUCAGAUUUGAUCCUGUGGACAAAGUUACCAAUGUUUUCUACGAUGAUGCAAAUAAACAGGUGUUUACAGUACGUUCUGGGGGAGCAGUUGGUGUGGUGGUCAAAGGGCCAAGUGAAAAAGACACCAUUACAUUUAGAAUGGAAAGCAGAGGAGAUGUGUCUUCAAUAAAAUUCUCACCUGACAGAAGAAUCUUGGCUGUACAAAGAUCUCCUAAAUCUGUGGAGUUUGUCAAUUUCAAUGAGGAUAUGACAACAGAUCAGCUGGAGUAUUCACAGACCUGUAAGGGGAAAUCCACAAUAGUCAGCGGAUUUGUGUGGACCUCUCCCAAUGAAAUCGUCUUCAUCACAGAUCAUGGAAUAGAAUUUUAUCAGAUAACUCCCGAAAGAAGGACUCUGAAGUGUCUUAAAACCAUCAACAUAAGUGUCUGCUGGUUUGUUUGGUUGAUGGAAAGCAGUUGCCUACUUCUAGCAUCUGGUACUCAAGGGAACCAGCUAAAUCCAUUCUUCUUCAGACCCAGCAUAAUUACAAAGUUAACCAAGUUUGAGGUGGAUCUGCCAUCUCACCAGAAAUCAACAAAGCAGCCAUUGUUAGAGAGAGAUGUCAGCAUGGCAAACAUAUAUGGUCAGCUGUAUGUGAUCGUGCUCAGACAUCAGCCCAGACCUGGUUCUGUUGGAGCUGAAAUAGUUUUAUAUCAGAUUCAUAGAGAUGUGGCUGCACGGAAAACUGACAUAAUGAGAUUAGAAUUGAGUGGCAGAUUCGCCAUCAAUGUGGUCAACAACCUUAUUGUUGUGCACCACCAAGCUUCAAGGACAUCUGUGAUAUUUGACAUUAAUCUGGAUGGUGAAUCAGAUGGAUUUGUCCGCUAUCACCAUCCCGUGGUGUCUCCACUACCCAUCAGGCCUUUCAGACUUAUGCUUCCUUCACUGGGUAUUCAAGGUGGCCAGACAAAAAUGGAAUACAACUGUGAACUUUAUUCUGCAAACUGGGUUGUUUUUCAGCCAAAUGUUAUCAUUGAUGCAAAAUUAGGAUGUUCAUGGUACGUGGAACUGAAGUUGGAGCCCAUUGUUACAAUGAUUCCAGAUAAGCAUGUGUUGGCAAAGUUCCUGCUGGCCAGGGAUGACAGUAAGCGGGUGAUCCUAAACGUCUGUCGUAGCAUGCUAUCCUCCGAGAGCCAGGCCACCUUGUCGACCAUCUCUAAGGUGCUGGACAUGUUGAACAAGGUGUACCAGGACUAUCUCAACUCAGAGAUCCAUGUGCUAGCUGGUGAUCCACCCUCCAAGCCUGACCCUGCCAUGAAGGUGGUGAUUGACCAGUCGGAUAUGUACACCCAUGUCUUCUCGGUGUUUGAGGACAACAAGAGUAUAAAGUAUAAAUUUAUGGUGGCUGUACUUAUUGAGUACAUCAGAUCUCUGAGUGAAAACAACAUCACUGUCCAACAUUACUUGUAUGAAUUGAUCAUCAACAUCCUAGUCCAUAAUAACUGCUUCUACCAGCUUCACCAGUUUCUUCAGUAUCAUGUCCUACAGGACUCUAAACCUCUGGCUUGCCUAAUGUUGUCACUUGAGAGUGUGUACCCCCCUGCUCAUCAACUAGCUCUGGACAUGCUAAAGAGAUUGUCCACAGCCAAUGAAGAAAUCAUUGAAGUCCUUUUGUCAAAACAACAACUUUUGCCAGCCCUGAGAUUCAUACGCAGUGUCAAUAUUGUGGAUGCCGUUUCCUCACGGAAGUUCUUGGAGGCGGCCAUGAACACAGAUGAUGCCAUGUUAUUUUAUACUGUCUUUAAGUUCUUUGAACAAAGAAAUGUCAAAAUUAGAGGAAAUCCUAGAUUUCAGCGAGGAGAACACUGUGAGAUGUAUGUGAAGCAUUUUGAGGGAUUGUUUGGAACAGAUGCCUUAGCAGAAAUGGUCGCAGCAAGCUGAUGACUUUUGAAUACUCAAAUGCAAGAACUAGUUCAGGAACAUUUUUUUAAGUAAAAGAAUAAAUUUUACAGGAUACAUGUGUAUAUGUAGCCAUCAAGCUCAGCAAUGACUGAUAUGUUAACAAUUUUGUACUCAAUACAAGCUUGAGAUCAUCUUUUUACAAUUAUUUUAUAAAAUAAUGUAGUCUUUUAUAUAUUGUGAUGUUUUAAGACUUGCUUUUGAUGAAAUAACCAUCUAUACAUGUACCGAAAUUGCUUUUUUAUCACUCCAAAUUUUUUUAGUUUUGCAAUUUGUACUUUGAUCCUUCUUAACUUUGAAAAUGAGUGAAGAUUUGUGAAACUAAAAAUUCAUGUGCUGUGAAGUUGUAC